UCUAUUAUUAAUAAUGCAGAUGUAGUUAUGGAAGAUAGUAACUAUGUAGAUAAUACUAAGCUUGAUAGGCUCAUAAAUUUACUGAUAGAAGUAAAAGUCCAACAAGAGAUUAUUUCAGAAAGACUUGGAAACAUUGAAGCAUUUUUGGAAAAAACAAUGACAAUUAAUAGUGGCAAUAUUGCUUGCCAUGAGUUAGAAAAUUGUUUAAUUAAAUUUCCAUUUCAAGAUGUAGCUUCAAUACAAGAAUUUGAUAACAAAUUAAAGGACAAUGAAAAACUUCAACAGUCUAUGUUAAACUAUCUACAGUUUAUUGGAGGAACUACAAAUAAACUUUGUAUUAAUAGAUGUUUAGAGAAGGUUUUUACAAACUUUGUUGGCCAAUUUUGUUGCUGGACUGGAAAGAGAGGAAACCUAAAUGUGUCUGAUUUAAAAAUGAUUUACAUUGUGAGACCAAAAACUAAAAAUAUCUUACACUUUUAGAAGCCAUUAGAAUUUCAUACCCACAAAUGACACGAUUAUUUUGAAAGGCAAGUGAUGACGUGGUUUCAUCAUUCAAAAACAUGAUUC
Anoplophora glabripennis (Asian longhorned beetle) is the source of this 567-nucleotide messenger RNA. RefSeq lists its product as uncharacterized. The record is from RefSeq and is a predicted model, not a curated record. The transcript has 3 exons. Bases 28 to 480 code for a protein of 150 amino acids. Lineage: Eukaryota; Metazoa; Arthropoda; Insecta; Coleoptera; Cerambycidae.